Messenger RNA from Aphis gossypii (cotton aphid), 935 nucleotides. Its product is annotated as outer mitochondrial transmembrane helix translocase-like. Bases 53 to 907 code for a protein of 284 amino acids. The transcript is spliced from 6 exons. Gene Ontology annotation, cellular component: mitochondrial outer membrane. The record is from RefSeq and is a predicted model, not a curated record. Lineage: Eukaryota; Metazoa; Arthropoda; Insecta; Hemiptera; Aphididae. Gene Ontology annotation, molecular function: ATP binding; ATP hydrolysis activity.
UAUAAAAUAUUUUUUUUUUUAAAAACUUAUUCAUAAAAUAUAAUUUUGAAUUAUGAAGAAACCAUAUAUUUUUAAUGGACUAAGAUGGUUGAGCAGAAAGUUAUUAUGGUUUACAGAUCACCAAAAAGAAAGAAGAAGAACCAAUAAGACCGCAUAUGAAAUACUUUCAAAGCUGAACUUUCAGGAUACGAAAAAUUUAACUGAACGUGAGUUGAUAAUUGCCAGUAAAUUGGUCGAUCCGACGACAAUAUCUGUUUCCUAUGAGGAAAUUGGAGGACUUAGUCAUGUUGUAGAUGGUAUAAGAAAAAAUGUGAUUAUUCCAGCACAUAAAAAUAAACAUGAAAAAACAUUAACACCAAACUCGCCAAAAGGAAUAUUGUUACAUGGACCUCAUGGCUGUGGGAAGACCAUGAUUUCCGAAGCAAUCACCAAGGAAGAAGGAAUUUAUUGUUUAAAAUUGGAUGCUCGUUUACCAUUAUUCUACAGAGAAUGUGGUAGUAAUAUGUCUUCCAACAAUAUCGAAAAGUUGGUUGACGCUUUAUUCAGUUUAGCUCAAAAGAUGCAACCAUUCAUAAUAUUUAUUGAUCACUUUGAAGAAUUCACGCGCAGUAAGCAUUAUAAUUAUUUUGAAAAUAAAUGGUUACACACAGAAAAUAAUUUGAUUAUUAUUGGAGAAACAAAUCAUAUUUUUUGGAGAAAUGAACCUUUUGAAAUGCUUUUAAAAAAAGAAUUAAUACAAAGUCAUCAUAUUUCAUUACCGGAUACAAAUCAAAGAAGAGAAAUACUUGCCACACGUAUGAAAUUUCAUAAUUAUAAAUGUCAAGGAUGUUUACAUGAUUUGGCCAUAGAAACCAGCGGAUUUUCUGGCGAUGACCUUGAUAUGAUAUUUUCAAAUUUAAUAAGGUAAAUUAAAGGAAGAUAUAAUACAAUGGUCA